AUGAUAAUGAUAUCGAGGAAGUUAGGAAAUAUACUACUACUGAAACGAUUCAACUCAAUUGUUAACCAAAAUGUCAAUAUUACUGCUAAAAGAAAUUUCAUAUUCACAACUUUAGCAACCUCAUUAUUUGGUUCAAUACUAUGGUCAAAAAAUAACGUAUUAGCAUCCAAGAUGGAGAAUGGGGAAUUACAUUAUAAUGACCCAAAUAAAAGCAUGCAUUUAACAACAAAAGACAAACCUCUCUUUGAAAGAUCUAAACCAGAUUAUCCGGGUCACAUACCAUUAAACAAUUUGGAAAAAGCUAUGAUGUUUGUAGGUUCAUCAAUUGGUUCAUUUUAUCAUCCAGAAAGAAAUGAAUUCAUAGUUGCAUUAGGAGAAUCAAGUGCCAUUGAACCAGUACUCAAGAGUCUACAAAAAACAAUGUUAAGUGAUCCAAUAGGUAGACAAAUUUUAAGAGAAAGACCAAGAAUAACAUCAACUUCAUUAGAUUUAGAUUACCUUAGUUCAUUACCUGAUAAUACAAUUGGAAAAAACUAUAUGAUAUGGUUAGAUAAAGAAGGGGUGAGUCCAGAUACAAGAGUUGAAGUUAAAUAUAUAGAUAAUGAAGAAUUAGCAUAUAUUUUCCAAAGAUAUAGAGAAUGUCACGAUUUUUAUCAUGCAAUAACUGGAUUACCAAUAAUAAUAGAAGGUGAAAUAUCAGUUAAAAUAUUAGAAUUUUUAAAUAUUGGUAUACCAAUGAGUGGAUUAGGUUCAUUAUUUGCUCCAUUAAGAUUAAAAAAAUCUCAAAGAAAAAGAUUAAGAGAAAUAUAUUAUCCAUGGGCUUUUAAAAAUGGUUUAUAUUCUAAACCUUUGAUAAAUGUUUAUUGGGAAAAAAUAUUAGAAAAAGAUAUUAAUGAAUUUAGAAAAGAAAUUGGAAUUGAAUCACCACCUGAUUUAAGAGGAAUGAGAAAAGAUUAUUUUAGUGAAAAAAGAAAAGAAAAAGAAUUGAAAUUAAAGAAAAGUGAAACAAUAUAA
Messenger RNA from Lodderomyces jiufengensis, 1014 nucleotides. RefSeq names its product ubiquinone biosynthesis protein (gene COQ4). NCBI's taxonomy places the organism in Eukaryota, Fungi, Ascomycota, Pichiomycetes, Serinales, Debaryomycetaceae. The transcript has a single exon. Gene Ontology annotation, biological process: ubiquinone biosynthetic process. Gene Ontology annotation, cellular component: mitochondrial inner membrane; mitochondrion. The record is from RefSeq and is a predicted model, not a curated record. The coding region runs from base 1 to 1014 and encodes 337 amino acids.